Jatropha curcas is the source of this 1793-nucleotide messenger RNA. Lineage: Eukaryota; Viridiplantae; Streptophyta; Magnoliopsida; Malpighiales; Euphorbiaceae. The record is from RefSeq and is a predicted model, not a curated record.
UAGCUAGACCACUUCUUCAGACAAAGACCUUGCACUUCAGGUAUGCACACUCACCUGAAAAAUUUGCCAUUUUCUUUUUUCAGUACUGAAACAUUAUAUUGAUAACCUUGAAUUAACUUUGAUUUCCAAUUCUUAUGCAUGUCGUUGUAUAUCAGUUUUGAUCUCUCCCUAUCAAAAGUUCUUUUUAGUUGUUAAAAGAUGUCUUUGUGUCCAAAUGGAGUUAAUUAGCUAACAUUUUUUUAAAAAAAAAAAAAAAAAUUAAAAUAUAUUAGGCGUUCUUGGGCAGAUGGGACAGAAUGGUGCAGGAAGUAAUAAUUCAAAUGAUGUCAAAGAUGAAAGCAGAAGGCAAUUAGUGAUUGAUAUACCAGACAACUUAGAGGAUUUACUAUCGCAGCCAGCUUUAUGGCCGGAAAUUUGUAUCUACAGAGUUCCAAGAAAACUUCGAGCUAUAAGUCCGUCAGCCUACACUCCUCAAAUGAUUUCCAUAGGCCCUUUUCACCACAAUGAAAAAUCGUUGAAACCUAUGGAGAAGCACAAACUGAGAUAUUUGGCAGAAUUCUGCAGAAGGACUGGUAAGAAUUGGGCUGAUCUUGCUGAGAAAAUUAUAGAAUGGGAAGAAAAAAUCCGUCACUGUUAUGACCAAACAUUUGAGUCGUAUGAAAGCAACAUGUUUGUAAAAAUGAUUCUAUUGGAUUCUGUGUUCAUUAUCGAAUUUUUCUUGAGAAGAGGAGAGAAUUUUAUUUCGACAGAAAAAUAUAAAGCUGAUUAUAUGUUAGGCAAACCAUCGCGCGAACAUGGCAUAUUAGAAGAUUUGAUAUUGCUUGAAAAUCAGCUCCCUUAUUUUGUGCUUGAGGAUUUAUAUGAAUUUGCUACUGGAAAUUCUGGUUUUCUUUCUCUCGUGUCCUCCAACUUAUUGGAUUACCUGCUUCCUCCAAGAAUUGAUGAUGACGAUCAUAAAAAGAAUAGAUCUUGCGAUUGCUUCUCCAUUUUUUAUGGGUUUUGGAUUUCGAAUAGGUUCUGCUGUCAAAAAGAGCACAAAGACGAUGAGAGUACAAGCGUAGAAGGAAAAGAAAUUGAGGAGAAACCUAAGCACUUGACUGAUUUGGUUAGAAGAUCAAGAUCCUACAAACAUCCAGUGUCAAAGAAUGAUGCUUGUAUUGAAAGUCUUUAUAGUGCUACAAAGUUAAAUGAGGCAGGAGUCAAGUUUAAGGUGGAUAAAAAGGCGUGGCCUCUUGAUAUAAAAUUUGAGAGGGGAGAAUUGAAAAUGCCAAGAUUUGAAGUUCACGAUGGCACAGAACGAUUGAUAAGAAAUCUGAUGGCUUUUGAGCAGUGUCACUAUCCAAAUGAUCCUUACAUAUGUGACUAUAUAUUGAUAUUAGAUUUUCUAGUAGAUACUGAGAAAGAUGUGGAAUUGCUUAUUCAAAAUGGUAUUAUCACUAAUUUGUUAGGGGAGUGCAAAUCAGUGGCUAAGAUGGUGAAUAAGCUUUGUCUUGAAAUUACAACAUCUGGGUCUUGCUUCUAUGGAGUAAGUGUGGAUCUUAAUAAACAUUAUGAGAAUCCUUGGUUUAAGACUGUGGCUAUCAUGAGAAGUGUAUAUUUUAGCGAUCUCUGGAGAGGGACUGGAACUAUUGCAGCAGUUAUACUUCUAUUUCUCACUUUUAUACAAUCUGUCUACUCUCUCAGUCGUAUAUUUUAAGUUCAGUAUACUUAUGUUGUUGUAGUGAUGUUCUUAUUAUAUGUUGUUGUGGUAAUGUUAUUAUGUUUUAAUGUUCUUAUUAUAUUAUAUGUUACUU